Metopolophium dirhodum (rose-grain aphid) is the source of this 1159-nucleotide messenger RNA. RefSeq lists its product as uncharacterized. The transcript has a single exon. The record is from RefSeq and is a predicted model, not a curated record. Lineage: Eukaryota; Metazoa; Arthropoda; Insecta; Hemiptera; Aphididae. The coding region runs from base 166 to 693 and encodes 175 amino acids.
CCAGUAUGUGGUGUGGACCUGCAGCGUUCAUUGGUGUCUUCUUGUAGUAUACUAUAAUUUAACAGACACAUUAAAGUUUUCCAUUUAAUAUCUAUAUUAAAUAUAAAAUUCCCAUCCGUUAUUAGACUAUUCACUAUCGUGUGUAAUAAAUACUUUAGUUACACGAUGAAAAUUCGGUGUAAUCGCGUGAUUUCGGCAGCCUUUUUCGUCGUUUUUGUACUUACUUCGGUGAACGCGAAAAAUAUCCGUCAGAAUCCAGUUGAAAAUAAUCAGUCGACUCCAGCCAAACCCAGUGCGAGAAUGUCGUCUAAUCUUCCCGUUUCUCACAUUGAGGCUUCAGAAAUGUCCACGACCGUGACCACAACAGAUACCACAUUGGUUACAUCGACAUUUAUAGACACCACAGGGACGACAACUAUCAAGGAAACUGUUAACAAUACCAAAGCGACGACGCCCAUCAACGGAACGGCCAACAACGCCACAGCGACGUCGUCUAUUGAGGGGACAGCGACACAGGCGGUGACAAUCACCAACGUAGGAACGGCAACCGAAACCCAGACGGACGAAAAUGGAUUGUUGGUCGAUAAAAAUGUCAUCAUUCAUCCAUUACGCAAACCUGACGUUGGUCAGUGUCCGAAGGGAUACAGUUUAACGCCUAACGGAAAUUGUAGACCAAAGUUUGUGGACAACUAAUAUUGACGCGGUCACGCCGCCAACGAGUUUAACUAGUAUAGUUAAGUAUAGUAUAGUAUAACUAUAUUAUAUAAUUUAAACUUGUUCAAAUUUUAAAUUUGGAACAUCAAAUUUUUCAAAAGUAAUUUCUACCAAAUAAUUUAAAUUAAAAAGAGGAUUUUCAAUUGAAAAACAGAAGUUUGAUGUGUCAUCACAGGAUACUCUUUAAGUAAUACAAACAAAUUCAAGAAUUAAACGGCUUUUAGCUUAUUCAAAAAUUUCAAAAAUCAAAAUUUGAAUAAAUUCAUUAUUAAAGGGAAAAAUUGGGAUGAGCAUGGUUGGUAAAUAACGCUGAUUAUAUAGUUAAAUUAUUAUUUAUUUAUUGUAUUUAAUAUGUUAUAAGAAUAUUUUUUUGUUACAUUAUAUUUGAAAGGAUGAAAUAAGUGUACAUGAACAAAUAUAAUGUCUGCUAUAAGCAUAAUAGUUA